This is a messenger RNA of Capsicum annuum, 1464 nucleotides long. Its product is annotated as TMV resistance protein N. The transcript has 4 exons. The record is from RefSeq and is a predicted model, not a curated record. The coding region runs from base 1 to 1464 and encodes 487 amino acids. Gene Ontology annotation, biological process: signal transduction; defense response. Gene Ontology annotation, molecular function: ADP binding. NCBI's taxonomy places the organism in Eukaryota, Viridiplantae, Streptophyta, Magnoliopsida, Solanales, Solanaceae.
AUGGCAUCUUCUUCUUUUGUGAGUAAUUCAAACCCCUGUCCUCGAUGGAAGUAUGAUGCCUUUCUAAGUUUUAGAGGUGCAGAUACCCGAAAAACAUUUAAGGGUCACUUGUAUGAAGGCUUGAAAAACAGGGGAAUAUCUACCUUUCAAGAUGGUAAAAGAGUAGAGCAUGGUGAUUCGAUCCCAGAAGCACUCUUGAAAGUUAUUGAAGAGUCUCAAGUUGCCCUCAUUGUUUUAUCAAAAAAUUAUUCUACAUCGAGGUGGUGCUUGAAUGAGCUAGUGAAGAUCAUGGAAUGCAAGGACGAAAAUGGUCAAUUAGUCAUACCUGUUUUCUAUGAUGUUGAUCCAUCACAUGUUCGAAACCAAAAGGAGAGCUUUGCAGAAGCAUUUGCCAAACACGAAUCGAGGUAUAAGGAUGAUGUUGAGGGAAUGAAAAAGGUACAAAGAUGUAGGACUGCCCUAACUGCUGCCGCAAAUUUAAAAGGAUAUGAUAUCCAUGACGAGAUUGAAUCAGAGAAUAUUCUACAGAUUGUCGACCACAUCUCUUCCAAAUUAUGCAAGAGUACUUAUUCUUUAUCUUCUUUGCAAGAUAUUGUGGGAAUAAAUGCUCAUUUAGAGAAACUAAAAUCUAUGCUUCAGAUAGAAAUCAAUGAUGUUCGGAUUAUAGGUAUCUGGGGAAUAGGUGGAGUUGCUGCUUGUUUUCUUGUGGAUGUUAAAGAAAAUGCAAAGAAGUAUCAACUGCAUUCCUUACAAAAUACCCUCCUCUCAGAACUGUUAAGGAAAAAAGAUGAUUACGUCAAUAAUAAGUAUGAUGGGAAGUACAUGAUUCCAAGCAGGCUUUGUUCUAUGAAGGUGCUAAUUGUGCUUGAUGACAUAGAUCAUAGUGAUCAUUUGGAGUAUUUAGCAGACAAUCUUGGUUGGUUUGGUAGUGGCAGCAGAGUUGUUGUUACAACUAGAGAUAGAGAUCUAAUAAAGAAUGAUGAUGCAAUAAAUGAAGUGCCUACACUACCUGAUCAUGAAGCUAUGCAAUUGUUCAAUCGAUAUGCUUUUGGAAAAGUAAUUCCAGAUGAAUGUUUUAUGAAGUUCUCGUUGGAGGUAGUACAUCAUGCUAAAGGCCUUCCUUUAGCCCUCAAGGUGUGGGGAUCUUUGUUACGUAAUAAUAAAGACCUAACUCAGUGGACAAACACCAUAGUGAAAAUAAAAAAAAAUUCUAGUUUAGAAAUUGUUAAAACACUCAAAAUAAGUUAUGAUGGGUUAGAGCCUGAGGAGCAAAAGAUAUUUUUAAAUAUAGCAUGUCUCUUACGAGGAGAAGAAAAAAAACAAGUCAUGCAAGAUGAUGAAGGGGUUUCUUCAGCAACUACGGUAAUUGCUGCAACAACUACUAUUAGUUGCUGUGUUACAGCAGCCAUCGAAGUUGCUGCAGCAACUUCGACUAUUGCUGCAGCAAUUUCGAUACUUACUUAA